Eufriesea mexicana is the source of this 1820-nucleotide messenger RNA. Its product is annotated as angiogenic factor with G patch and FHA domains 1. Bases 1 to 1596 code for a protein of 531 amino acids. Gene Ontology annotation, molecular function: nucleic acid binding; protein binding. Lineage: Eukaryota; Metazoa; Arthropoda; Insecta; Hymenoptera; Apidae. The transcript has 8 exons. The record is from RefSeq and is a predicted model, not a curated record.
AUGAUAGAAAAUAAUGUAUCUAGUGAAAGCGAUGAAGGGGAAAUAAAAUCAGAGUUUGAAGAAGAUUUUCAAGAAGAAUUAUAUAAUUUUCCUCAUGUUUUAAAAUUUAUCCAGAGAAUGCGUGAUCAUAUUAGGAAGCAAAACAAAAAAAUUGUUAAAUUACGAAAUAAACUUAAUGAACAUAAAAAUCAGAAAUUAUUACAAAAGAAAACUUUAAUUGAUUAUGGGACCCAAACAAAUCUUUUGGAAUAUGAGAAGGAAUCACAUCUCUCACAGGAUUGGAGUAUUAGUAAUGACAAAACAUCAACUGGUAUUAAAGAGCAAGUAAAAGAAGCAGCUGAAUCUGCUUUAUUGCAAACUGGUUUUGUUUAUGAAGAAACUUCUGGUUUAUACUAUGAUUAUAACAGUGGAUAUUAUUAUGAUGCAAAACAAGGUUUAUAUUAUGAUGGUAAUACGGGUACAUAUUAUUAUUAUGAUGAAACUAGUGGAUCAUAUCAGUUCCAUAGUCAAGCACAAGUAACUGUGAACGAAGCAGCUGCAUAUGUGCAUAGCAAGAAGGAGCAGAAGACUAGAAAGGCAAUUAAGGAUGAGGGGAAAAAACGCAAACUUGCAAAAAGAGAAGAACAAUUGGAAGAUGAACUUGAGGAGGGUGAAUGUUCAAGCAAUGAUAACGACAGCACUUCUAACGAUAUUACUCCAGAAUUAUGUACUAGUAGUGACAGUGAUCAUGAAGAAGAUCAAGAUUUAGCGAAAACUUAUCCACCAUGCAUGAGAAUCAUAGUCAAAGAAACUAAUUUAUCGAAAGUAAAAAUUGGAAGUCUCUUUCUUGUUGCGUACACGGGUGGUUCAAUUGGUCGAGAAGGUGAUCAUUCUGUAGUUAUUCCCGAUAUAAAUAUUAGCAAACAUCAUGCUCGAUUCGUAUAUAACGAAGAUAAAAAAAUAUAUGAAAUCAUUGAUUUGGGAUCAAGAAAUGGCACGUUUUUGAAUAGUAAAAGAUUGUCUGUAGCUAAACAAGAAUCUGAACCUCACGAAGUUACUCAUGGUUCGAUUGUGCAAGUUGGUACUACAAAAUUGUUAUGUCACAUUCACAAUGGAAACGAAACUUGUGGUCAUUGUGAACCAGGACUCGUUCAACAAAGCAAUAAUGCGGAAGAAAACAAAGCUUCUAAGAAAGAGCAACACAAACAAGAAUUAAAACGGUUAAAGUAUAAGUUUGGUGUAGAGAAAGAUAAUGUUGCAACUGCUAGUCAGCUGGCAUUAGGCUAUCAAGAUAGAGCGCAAAGUCGAAGACAGUGCGUUGGAUCAUUGAAUCAUCAUGCUAAAACGCAACAAAGUUCAAUGGAUAUAUCUAUAGCAAAGGACAACAGAGGGUUUAAGCUUUUAUCAAAAAUGGGUUGGUCUGAAGGACAAUCAUUAGGAAAAGAAGGAGAUGGCCCCAUUGAACCGGUAUCUUUGACGAAUAAUCCGAGCAAAACCGGUCUCGGGGCAACGAGCGAAUUUCCUACAAUCGAGCUAGAUUCUACGACGGAAAAGAAGCAGGCGUUAUGGCGAAAGACCCAGCAACGUUACAAAGAAAUAACCGACCAUGCGAAAUAAUUGCACCGUGAACGUUUUGUCGGGGGAAACGCGCGAUUUGCAUUGCGCGCGCUUUUUCAUCCGUCUGUCACGGUAAGCGAAGACAAUUACGUUCGAUCGUUGAAAUCUCAUUAGUGCCACGCGAAAAUUUUUACCAAACCUCCACGAUAAUUAUUAAAGCUAGACGUUAAGCGUAGAAUUGUAUCAUAAUUCGAAUCCUCGAUUCGAGUAAUCGCGUUAUUUAU